Molecule: messenger RNA, 1627 nt
Organism: Solanum dulcamara
Lineage: Eukaryota; Viridiplantae; Streptophyta; Magnoliopsida; Solanales; Solanaceae
Exons: 5
Coding region: 101-1267 (388 amino acids)
Source: RefSeq, a predicted model, not a curated record
GAGGCAUGAUUAAAAGUGAACUAUCCCAAACUUCUUUUUCUUUUCCACACUCUCGAGAGAGCUUUUGCAGAAAGGGGGAAAAAACCAAGUACUUCACAAAAUGGGCGGAGACCUGUUCGAAGAUUUGCCUUCUCUGGCUAUGCCGCCAUCUUCCGCCAAUGGUUCCGCCGUCAGUCCUACGGAGGCUUCGCCGGCACCACUACCACCUCUUCCACCUCCUCCUGCUCUGAAGAGUGCCCUUAAACGUACUAAACCACCUUCAGAAUCACAAUCUGAAACUUCUGCUCCUGAAAAACGAUUGAGGUUUAAAACAACCACGGAUGCCUCGGAGACACAAGUUAUUGAAGCCAUGCAAAAAAUAGCAUCACAUAUAAAGAACACUUCAAAGUUUAGCAAGGCAUCAAAGCUUGUGAUGCAGCUGAUUCAGGCUGGCAGUGUGAAGCCUGCAACUGGUGACCAUUUCUUCGCCAUUCUUGAAGCUGCAAUGUCAUCACUCACCGCCUGUCAUGAGCCCUCUGUACGAGCAGAUUACCAUGAGUUAUUCACAGCAGCACAAGAUACAAUUGAGUGUCUUUCAAAGAAACAGCAAAAUAUGAUAACUACAUGGACCAUGAGGGCUGUGGUGGCUAAUGACCUCUUCACUGACGACAGUUUCGUGUUUUCAAAAGCAACGGGCAGAAUUAAAGAAACAAUAUCAAAUCUUCCUGUUGCAACUGAAGAUGAUGAUGGAGAAGAGGCUGCUGCUUUGAAAGAAAAGACAGAAGCCGUGAAUGAAGAAGUCCUGACAGAUAAUAAGGAAGAGAGUGAUCCAUUUGGACUUGAUGAUUUGAUUCCAAGCACAUCUAAGAAAGAUGACAGAUCAAAGGGGAAGAGGGUCACUCCGACUAAAGCAAGAAAAGGACAAGAAGAAGAAGAAGAAGAAACCAAGAGAUUUCUGAGAUCACAGCGAGAAGCCUUGAUUUCCUUCUUAGAAAUUGCAGCAAAUCGUUACAAAACCCCAUGGUGCCAAACGUCUAUUGACAUCUUAGUCAAGCAUGCCUUUGAUAACAUUUCAAGGUUCACCUCCCGACAGAGGGAUGCUAUUGAGAAACUUUGGGCUUCUGUCCGUGAACAGCAAGUUCGGAGGAAGCAAGGGAAAUUUGUCUCCGGGAAACUUGAUGUUAAUGCUUUCGAGCAUCUCCAGGAAAAAUAUGCAAAUGAGAAGAUCAGCAUCCGUCGUGCUGUUGGAGGCAGUGGGGAUCGAAAGUGUCAACAAUGGCUUGGUUGAUUUGAUAGUUCUAGUAACACUAAAAAACACUCUGAGAAAGAACACUAAAAAUUUGAGUAGUACAUGACAAGGGUGCAAGUAAAAGUGAAACGACACCAAACCUUUUCUUAAUCCACAACCUUAGAGUUGGAAGCAGAGGGUGCUUACCAUUUGAGCAACUCUUCUUGUCAACCUUUUCUUCGUUUCCUUUGUGUGUCUAAAUGAAAUAUUACGUAUUGAAAUUAUUUCAACUUUCCUAAGACUCAUGUGAACUUUCAUCGUCUCAUUAGUCACCAAAAAAGUUGUAUCAAUUUUAUUAAUAGUUUCCUACUUAUUCUCUUUCAAUUAAUUUGAUAUAAUAUAUUUAUUUAUUUUUUGGAA